GAGCACAGGGCUCAGAUUGCUAAAGGACCUACAAGACUAAACCGGCUGCUGAGACAGCACAGAACACUGCAAGCCUUCCGCAUUGUUAGUGGAGUGAAGCAGAAAUACUGCAGGUAGAAGAGGAACCAACCAAGUCACGACUUACCCAACGCCAUGAAAUUACUCAUCAUUAUCUCAGUUAUGCUGGGGGCACUCGUCACAAGCCUAGAAUCUGCUUUGACCAGGCAGCAGCGGCACAUGCUAUCAAGCAAACAUAAAUCAGGACACCAGGAUUGUAACUGUGUAAAUGGAGGAACCUGCAUUUCCUAUCAACUCUUUUCCCGGAUUACCCGUUGCUUAUGUCCAAAAGAAUACAGUGGACAGCACUGUGAAAUAGACACUAAAAGCCAAUGCUAUACGGAGAACGGUCAGGACUACAGAGGGACUGUGUCAAAGAACGAGAAGAAUGAAGAAUGCUUAUCGUGGGACUCCCCUUCACUAAUUAGGAGGGAUUACCAUGCUGGCGUGAGAAAUGCCCUGCAGCUUGGACUGGGGAAACACAACUACUGCAGAAACCCGAAUGGAAAAGCUAAGCCCUGGUGUUACAUUAAAAGGGGAUAUCGGACUUUGGAAGCAGACUGUGACAUACAACCGUGUCCCACAGAAAGAGAACCCACAUGUGGCCAGAGGAGCUCCAGCAAGUACUUCAAGAUCGUGGGCGGGAGCAUUGCAGCUAUUGAGUCUCAGCCUUGGAUAGCCACCAUCUUCCAUUAUUCAAGGAAAAUGGGGCAGAACAAAUUUGUGUGUGGUGGCAGCCUCAUUGACCCUUGCUGGGUGCUUACCGCUGCACACUGCUUCUCCCAGCUGGGAACGGAUUCAUCAGGCUACACAGUUGUUCUUGGAAAGUCCAAGCUGGAUGCUACUGAUGACAAAGAACAAACAUUUCAGGUGGAAAGAAUCAUCAAUCAUCAUGAAUAUUCAGAUGAAGGCGGUGACUUCAACAGUGAUAUUGCUCUCAUGAAAAUAAAGUCUUCUUCUGGACACUGUGCAGUAGAGUCUGAAUAUGUCAAAACUAUCUGUUUACCAUCUGAAAACCUAGUGCUGAUGGAUAAUUCCCAGUGUGAAGUUUCUGGCUAUGGGAAAGAAGACAACUGGGAUAUUUACUAUUCCAAAAUAUUGAAGACAGCCAACGUGAACUUAAUAUCACAGUCAUUGUGCCGGGACGAAUACUAUGACCAAACCAGGGUGAAUGACAACAUGGUCUGUGCUGGGGAUGUGCAGUGGAAGUCUGAUGCAUGCAAGGGAGAUUCUGGUGGACCACUAGUCUGCGAGCACAAUGGCAGGAUGUCUCUGUAUGGGAUCGUCAGCUGGGGAGAUGACUGUGCUAAAGUAAAGAAGCCCGGCGUCUACACCAGAGUCACUAAAUACCUUUCUUGGAUUGAGUCCCACAUGAAGGGACUCAAUUUCAAAAGCCGUAGCCUCCCUAAAUUAAAGUGACCUUUCCUCAAAGCAUGGACCCAAAGCAGGAAGUCUAGAGCAUUCAUUUCAAAUAACUGGAACUGAGCCACAUAUCGAUGCAGUACAUUGAAACCCUGAAUGUUAGUUUGGAGUUGAUUUGUGCAUGUUUGUCUCUCGGGUCUUCAAUUUAAAUGCCUAUGUGGUUUGUUUUCAACAUUCAUAGCAGUGUAUCUGAAGCAGUCAGAUAAUCUGUAUCGCCACUGCAUGGAGUACCUGAAAGUCUUUCCAUGGAAGACUCAGAUAUUUAACAUUGAAAUGCGUAUUUCCAGUCAAGAUACUGUACAUGUCACGUUGUCUCCCUACUUUAUAUCUGAAUCACUAUUAGUCACUUUUAUAAAUACCUACACCAGUUUUAUCAACCAUCCAGUUAUUGGUUUUAAAUUGUAAGUUUUUUUGUUUUUUUUUUUUUUAAUGUAUGCUUAAAAUUUGGCCUAAAUGAAUAGUUGGUUAAUUUUAACAUUCUGAGGAAUGUCAGGAUACAAAUCACUAGGCAGCAGGAACUCUACGCAGUGAGUGCCUGCUGCUAGUGAACGAGAGAAUUUUUAUCAAUGCAUUGCCAUGGGCUGACUGCAGUUCUGAUUAGACAAAAACCAAACCAAAACAGAAAAGAAAAAUGCCACACACGUCACGCAUCUUAGAACAAAGGUAGUGAAGCAAUUUAUGGCGCAUACGCUCAGUCCUGUACUCCUUAGACAGGCUGAAUGUUCAUGGAUGUCAACAGGAGUUGUGCCUGUAUGAGGAGCCCUACAAGGGUGCUUUGGUGUAAUGAGGUUAAUUAUGGACUGUGCUGCAAGAAAGCAAGUCAUUAUAAAUAAUCCAAGUUGACUUUCUGACCACCUCUCAGGAAUUUUUGGUCCCUUCCAUAGGGCCUGACCCUGCCAUCUCUGCAUUUCUGUCAUGACUGAUGGCAGGAUUUAAGGAUUCACAAUCACUCUUUUUAUAUCUGUGACCAAAUGUUUGCCUCCCUGUAUGUUGCAGGGAUGUAAAUGCCAGAACUUGGUCCCUACUCUUAAGUCAACGUUUGGAAACUACCUCUUUCCCCAAGACUCAUAGUAUGCCAGUACAUUUUAUUUUUUAACUAGCUUUUGUUUUAUGGACACAAAAUUUGUACGAGGGCUGGAACCUCAACUGUUAUUUAAUGAUUUUACUUUGUUUAAUUUAUUGUUUGUAUUUUGGGGGUAAAAACUGUCAAUAAAAAUUGCUAUUUGUA
This is a messenger RNA of Mauremys mutica (yellowpond turtle), 2707 nucleotides long. It is a transcript of the gene PLAU, whose product is annotated as plasminogen activator, urokinase. NCBI's taxonomy places the organism in Eukaryota, Metazoa, Chordata, Testudines, Geoemydidae. Gene Ontology annotation, biological process: regulation of cell adhesion mediated by integrin; plasminogen activation. Bases 154 to 1476 code for a protein of 440 amino acids. Gene Ontology annotation, molecular function: serine-type endopeptidase activity. The transcript is spliced from 11 exons. The record is from RefSeq and is a predicted model, not a curated record.